Molecule: messenger RNA, 2019 nt
Organism: Lotus japonicus
Lineage: Eukaryota; Viridiplantae; Streptophyta; Magnoliopsida; Fabales; Fabaceae
Product: organic cation/carnitine transporter 4
Exons: 3
Coding region: 186-1757 (523 amino acids)
Biological process (GO): transmembrane transport
Cellular component (GO): membrane
Molecular function (GO): transmembrane transporter activity
Source: RefSeq, a predicted model, not a curated record
UCUUAUUUCAAAUAUUAUAUCUUUUCAUCACACUACUCUCUCAACAGAUUUACACUCCCUUGAAGAAGCCAUCAUAUUCGUGUGUUCUUUUUAUAUUGGAAUAACGGUCCCAACAACGUUGCGCACGGAAGCUGAACCAACCAAAACCAGCGGAGAAAAACAAGAGAGAAGAACACACGCCCUAAAUGGCGGCCACAUUGUCCGACGACCUCCGUACGCCGAUGCUCCCGGCGGCCGAGAAGAAGGCGGAGGUGGAGAAGAUCUGCAUCGACGAGAUGCUGCAGAAGUAUUGCGGGGAGUUUGGGCGGUGGCAGCUGAAGCACUUUGUCCUCACCAGUCUUGCUUGGGCGCUUGAGGCGUUUCACACCAUGGUGAUGAUUUUUGCCGAUAGAGAACCGGAUUGGAGGUGCGUCGCCGGCUCCGGUUGCAGCGCCGCCGUGGGAAGUGUUUGUGGUCUCCGUCCGGGGGAGUGGGAGUGGGUCGGCGGGAACGGUGCGUCGACGGUGUCAGAGUGGGGAUUGAUUUGCGGUGAGAAAUAUAAGGUGGGGCUGGUCCAGGCCAUCUUUUUCGCCGGCUGUAUGAUCGGUGCUGGCGUAUUUGGUCACCUCUCAGACUCCUCUCUUGGAAGGAAAGGCUCUCUCACAGUGGUUUGCGCCCUCAAUGCAGUCUUCGGCUGCUUAACAGCAAUGUCCCCUAACUACAUCACCUACGUCUUCCUCCGCCUCCUCACCGGCUUCACUACCGGUGGUGUCGGCCUCUGCGCCUUUGUCCUUGCCACCGAACCCGUCGGCCCCACCAAGCGAGGCGCUGCGGGAAUGUCCACCUUCUACUUCUUCUCCACCGGCAUCGCGCUCCUAUCCGGCAUCGCCUAUGUCUUCCAAACAUGGCGAACCCUCUACAUCGUCACCUCCAUCCCCUCGUUCCUCUACAUCCUCCUCGUCCUUCCCUUCAUCUCUGAGUCCCCAAGAUGGUACCUUGUUCGUGGAAGAAUAACCGAGGCCACAAAGAUCAUGUCCUCGAUCGCUUCAUCCAACGGAAAGCACCUACCAGAAGGGGUGCUUCUCGGACUGGAUGAAGACGUAUCAGCAUCAGGAUCAGCAUCAACAUUACCAUUACUAACACACAAUGGCUCAUGCAACAAGGAUGCAGUUGCUGGGUCCAUAGUGGACGUGCUUCGCUCUCCCAUAACACGCAUUAGAUUGUUCCUAGCCGUGACUCUAAACUUCUUAGCCUCUGUAGUGUACUAUGGUCUCAGUUUAAACGUGACGAACCUCGAAACCAACCUCUACAUGAGCGUAUUGCUGAACGCGGUGGCCGAGAUGCCUGCGUUCACGAUAACCGCGGUGUUGCUGGACAAGUUCGGGAGGAGGCCGCUGGCGAUAGGGACAAUGUGGUUCAGCGGGUUCUUUUGCUUUUUGGGGUGUCUGACUGGAAAUGUUGGAGUGUGGAAGGUGGUGAGGAUGGUGUGCGGUGUAUUGGGGAUUUUUGGGAUGGCGGGGACUUAUAACUUGUUGUUUAUUUACACGUCGGAGCUGUUUCCCACGGUGGUGAGAAAUGCCGCGCUUGGUUGCGCCACGCAGGCCUCGCAGAUGGGGGCUAUACUGGCGCCGGUUGUGGUGGUUAUGGGUGGUGCUUGGCCAUUUGUGGUGUUUGCUGCCUGCGGGAUGUUUGGUGGGGUGUUUGCGUUUUAUCUGCCGGAGACGCUGAACCUGCCACUCUAUGAUACUUUUAAUGGAUUAGAAGCUGGACUUGCAUAAUGCUGUGUCUAUUAGUACCACUAUCUACAUGUUUAUGUGUUAGGCAAUUGUUUUGCUUUUCUUUUCAAUUUUGCUUUGAUAUGGCAAAUUUUUGUACAAUAGAAAAAAGAAAUCUCAGAAGUUUGAAGGCUUUACUUUGUGGGAAAAAAGGGUAGAUAUAUUGCUUAAACUUGAGAGCAUUUCAGAUUUGGUUCUUAUCUCCCUUGAGUUGAACACUUCAAAAAAUUAUUACAUAGUGUAAUUCUCUUAAACUCGUUUCAAA